AUGAAUGGCAAUGGACGCGUGUCCCCUCGACCACUGCCCCAGAAGAUGGGCUUCAGCGAGUCCGAGGGCGACGGCACAGCAUCAUUCGGAGCUUCAACUGCAUUGCGCAGAAAAAACACUGGUUGCUACGGAAGAUGUCGCCGUUGCUGCUUGAGAUUCGUGGACGCGGAGCAUCACGAGUUGCUUGACGAAGAUGCAUCCUGCAUGGAUGCCCUUAGAAACUUUUUCAGCGGACGAGCUCUAGACAGGCGGUCGGCGCGCAAAAAGAAAUUAAAGCGAUCAAUCAAUCUGCAAGGCCGCAUCCGCCAGGCAGCAGGGGAGGCAGAUCCCAGUGACCUCGGCAUGUUGGAAGGGGCUGUUUCUGGCUUGGCCGUCGAGGACAAAAUGGAUUCUUGGCCCAUCUUCAUCGUGUUCCAAUGCCUGGCGGCAGUCACAUUCUGGGUAGUUUUCGCAUCGCAGAACGAUGGCGGGUUUGAGAAGGCGCUAGCGGGCUUGGAGUCCUUGGCUAUGGGUUGGACCACGAUGCUGACCCACAGGGAUUGCACAGACCUGCGCUGGGAAAUGUGGAGAUGGCUUUCCUACCAGUACACCCAUUCCGGAGUCUGGCACAUUGGCUUCAACACGUUGCUGGUUCUUGCUAUUGGAAUCCGGCUAGAGAUGUACCAUGGGCACAUCAGAACUUUCCUGGUCUUCAAUCUCGGCGUUGUGUGCGCGGCACUCAACUUUGCCGUGACAGAUGCUCACGCAGAGUUGGUCGGGAUGUCGGGUGGGGCCUACGCUCUGAUGGGGAUGACGUUUGGAUCGCUCAUGCUGAAUUGGGCCGACACUCGCUACCGACGACCAGAAUUAGCAAUUCUUCUCUUCCUCUUCGCUUGUGAUGUGGGAAUGGCCUCUCAUCCUGCAUGCCAGCAGAUGAUAGCGAGGAACACCUUCGAGUGA
Messenger RNA from Symbiodinium pilosum, 939 nucleotides. Lineage: Eukaryota; Dinophyceae; Suessiales; Symbiodiniaceae. The record is from the annotation of a GenBank genome assembly.